Messenger RNA from Raphanus sativus (radish), 1663 nucleotides. Its product is annotated as peptidyl-prolyl cis-trans isomerase FKBP43. Lineage: Eukaryota; Viridiplantae; Streptophyta; Magnoliopsida; Brassicales; Brassicaceae. The transcript has 12 exons. Gene Ontology annotation, molecular function: peptidyl-prolyl cis-trans isomerase activity. The record is from RefSeq and is a predicted model, not a curated record. Bases 120 to 1502 code for a protein of 460 amino acids.
GUGUAAAUUAAAAACCCCCCAAAUAAAUUAGGGCGGCAAUAAAUAAAACCCAGGCCAGUAUAAAACCUCGCCACAGAACACAAACUGUCGCCUUUACGAUUCUCUUUCAUCAAAAUUCAAUGGCUUUCUGGGGAGUUGAAGUGAAGCCAGGAAAGCCUUUCACUCUCAAGUCUUCUACCACUAACGAUGCCAAAAGACUCCACCUCUCCCAGGCGACACUGGGGCUUACCAGUACGGGAACUAACAGAAGCAUUCUCCAGUGUAACGUCGGGAACAAAAGCCCACUCUUCUUAUGCGUCCUGUUUCCUGAAAAAGUCGAUUCUUGCCAGCUCAACAUCGAGUUUCAAGAAUCCGAGGAUGUUAUCUUCUCUGUCAUCGGUCCUAGGAGUGUUCACCUCACCGGCUACUUCCUCGGAAGGACUAGCGCCGCCGGUUUGAGCCUAAAUGAUGACGAGUCGGAGUCGUUUGGAGAAGACAUUGUUGACACAGACGUGGAGAAAGGUAGCAGUGAUGAUUAUGACUACAGUGAUAGUUUCAUUAAUGAUGAUGAUGAUCGUCCAUCUUCUACCGACGAUGAUGAGUUGACUGUUAAGGAGAGGGUAGCUAAAACAAAGGCAAAGAAGAGAAGUAAAAGACUAAGGAAGAAGUUUCAAGUCUCUGAUUCAGAUUCUGAUGCCAAAGAGGAGGACUCUGUAGAAAUACUUGACAGCGAUGAUGACCACAAGACCCCGAAGGUCCUUUCUUCAGAGGUUCCUUUGCCUUCAAGGGUCACGAGGUCAAAGGCUAGAAGUUCGACUUUGGAAAAUGGUGAGAAGACAUCAGAAGCAACAACAACUCAUACACACAAGUCCAAGGAUAAAAAGGAGGAUAAACCAUCUGGUGACGUUGAUGAACUUUCGAAGAAGAAGAAGAAGAAGAAGGAGAAGAAAAGAAACAAGGAACCAGUUGUUAUUAACACAGACGAAGAAGAGGAGAAAGAUAUUCCUGAAACUCUGAAGAAGCCAGAGACUGACAAAGCAAUAGAAUCAUCAACUGAUGUAACUCUAUCAAAGAAAAAGAGGAAAAAAGAGAGGAGAGAAGAGACUAGAGAGAGGAAGAAACAAGCUACCGAAAAGAACAUGGAGAAAGAAGCUAGUACUAAGAAAUUACCAGAAUCAAAGCUUUCUCCAAAUGAGGUGACAGUUGAAGAGAUUGAAAAAGGGAAGUCAGAUGGUAAAGUAGCUGUUCAAGGGAAAAAGGUGAGCAUACUCUUUACUGGGAAGUUAAAAGACACUGGGAAAGUGUUUGAAUCAAACUUGGAAGAAUCUCCAUUAAGAUUUCGCUUAGGUGGAGAAGAGGUCAUAAAAGGUCUCAGCAAUGGUGUUGAAGGGAUGCGAGUUGGUGAUAAGAGAAGACUCAUAAUUCCACCAUCUCUUGGAUACUCUAAGGAAGGAUUGAAGAAGAAAGAUGUGCCUAAGAAUUCGUGGCUUGUCUAUGAAGUAGAGGCGGUUAAAGUGAGAUGAUGCCACUGGCUCGCAACCUUUGAAAACAAGCUUUAAGCUUCUGUUUUUUUUUGUCAAUCUAUUUGUCUCCUAUUGCCUCCAAUUUUUAUUCGUUUUCAGGAGGGGAUUUGUUAGCUUUUCGUAAAACUCGGUCACAUAUCGUUAUAUAAUUGACUUUGUCA